AUGCUUCGAUCUCGUCUAUCAUCAAUCAUUCUUCCUCAAUUAUCUUCAUCAGUUCGUUAUUUAUCAACUAAACGACCUGAAUUAGAUGCUGUAAUCUUUGAUGUUGAUGGUACAUUAAUUGAUACAGUUGAUUAUCAUGCAAAAUCAUGGCAAGAUGCAUUAGAAUAUUAUAAUAUUAAAUCAAAUUUAGCUGAUGUUCGUAUGCAAAUCGGCAAAGCUGCUGAUCAAUUAUUACCUAUGUUUGCAACUGAAGAACAAAUUAGAAAAUAUAGUAAAGAUAUUUCAGCAAGAAAAGCAAAAGUAUUUGAAGAAACUUAUCUUGAAAAAGUCAAACCAUUUCCUGGUGUUCGAGAAUUAUUUGAAUUAAUUAAAAAACGAAAUAUUCCUAUUGCACUUGCUUCGUCAGCAAAAACUGACGAAUUAGAACUUUAUAAAAAUAUUGCUAAUGUAAGUGAUUUAGUUGAUUUUCAAACAAGUUCAAAUUCGAAAGAUGUUAAACGAUCGAAACCUUAUCCUGAUAUAUUCUUAGCUGCAUUAAAAUUAUUAAAAAAUCCAUCGACAGAUCGUGUUAUAGUUGUUGGUGAUACACCAUGGGAUGCACAAGCUGCUGUAGCAGCAAAAUUAAGAAUAGCUGGUGUUUUAUGUGGUGGUGUUGAUGAAAAAAUACUGCGAGAAUCUGGGUGUAGUUGGAUUUAUAAAGAUAUAAUUGAUUUAACAAAGAAUUAUGAUAAAUUAACAAAAGAAGUUUUAAAAAUAUAA
Adineta steineri is the source of this 759-nucleotide messenger RNA. NCBI's taxonomy places the organism in Eukaryota, Metazoa, Rotifera, Eurotatoria, Adinetida, Adinetidae. The record is from the annotation of a GenBank genome assembly.